AGUAAUUCUUCGUCUACUAUGCCUGAGUCAAAGUCAAUAUGUGUUUCAGUAGAUGAGGUGGUCUCUGGUGGUACAGAAACACAGGAGGUUCAUUUGCUCAAUGGCCAUUUAAAGAAGAUGGACAAUGUUUUGACUGAAGCCCAUCAUUUCUCCUACCUUCCUCGAAGACCAGCUGUGAAUAUUGAAUUUAAAGACCUCUCCUAUGCUAUACCAGAAGGACCCUGGUGGAACAAGAAGGGUUUCAAGACUUUGCUAAAAGGAAUUUCUGGAAAGUUUAGCAGUGGUGAACUGGUGGCAAUUAUGGGUCCUUCUGGAGCUGGGAAGUCGACCCUUAUGAAUCUCCUGGCAGGAUACAGAGAGACUGGGAUGAAAGGAGAAAUUCUCAUAAAUGGGCAACAUCGUGAUUUGCGUUCUUUCCGCAAAGUGUCUUGUUACAUCAUGCAAGAUGACAUGCUGCUUCCACAUCUUACUGUCCAGGAAGCUAUGAUGGUGUCUGCCCACUUGAAACUUCAAGAAAAAGAUGAAGGCAGGAGAGAAAUGGUGAAUGAGAUCCUGACAGCUUUGGGUUUGCUAUCAUGUGCCAGUACUCGUACUGGAAGCCUUUCAGGAGGGCAGAGAAAACGUCUUGCGAUUGCUUUGGAACUGGUGAACAACCCACCGGUUAUGUUUUUUGACGAACCUACCAGUGGCCUGGACAGUUCAUCUUGCUUUCAAGUUGUCUCUCUGAUGAAGGCUUUAGCCCAAGGUGGCCGGUCCAUCAUCUGCACUAUCCAUCAGCCCAGUGCCAAACUCUUUGAACUCUUUGAUCAGCUCUAUGUCUUGAGCCAAGGGCAAUGCGUUUACCGUGGGGAAGUAUUAAACUUAGUCCCUUAUUUGAGAGAUUUGGGUUUAAAUUGUCCAACAUAUCACAAUCCAGCAGAUUUUGUGAUGGAGGUCGCCUCUGGUGAAUAUGGAGAUCAGAAUAGCAGGCUUGUAAGAGCUGUGCAAGAAGGAAUGUGCGAUGCAGAUUACAAGAGAAAUUCUGGAGGAGAAAAUGAACUUAACCCCUUUUUAUGGCACAAACCAUCAGAGGAGGAUUCUUCAUCCAUGGAAGGCUGUCAUAGCUUCUCAGCCAGCUGUCUUACUCAGUUUUGCAUACUGUUUAAAAGAACUUUUCUCACCAUAAUGAGGGAUUCGGUCCUGACACAUCUGCGGGUAACAUCCCACAUUGGAAUUGGACUUCUGAUAGGCUUGCUGUAUUUGGGGAUUGGAAAUGAAGCAAAGAAAGUCCUGAGCAAUUCUGGCUUCCUCUUUUUUUCCAUGUUGUUUCUUAUGUUUGCUGCGCUCAUGCCAACGGUCCUUACAUUUCCUCUUGAGAUGGGAGUAUUUCUUAGAGAACAUCUGAAUUAUUGGUACAGUUUGAAGGCUUAUUACUUGGCUAAAACUAUGGCUGAUGUCCCUUUUCAGAUUAUGUUUCCUGUGGCUUACUGCAGCAUUGUGUACUGGAUGACAGCGCAGCCCUCUGAUGCUCUGCGAUUUCUCCUGUUUGCAGCACUGGGGACCAUGACAUCACUUGUGGCUCAGUCCCUGGGACUUCUGAUUGGAGCAGCAUCCACCUCACUUCAGGUGGCAACAUUUGUUGGUCCUGUUACAGCAAUCCCAGUUCUUCUCUUCUCAGGCUUCUUUGUCAGUUUUGAUACCAUUCCUGCUUAUCUCCAGUGGAUGUCCUACAUGUCUUACGUCAGGUAUGGAUUUGAAGGUGUCAUUCUUUCCAUCUAUGGUUUGGAUCGAGAAGAUCUUCAUUGUGACAAAGAUGACACUUGUCAUUUUCAGAAGUCAAAGGCUAUCCUCAAAGAGCUGGAUGUAGAAAAUGCUAAACUUUAUUUGGACUUCAUUGUGCUUGGAAUUUUCUUCAUCUCCUUACGUCUCAUUGCCUAUUUUGUUCUCAGAUACAAAAUUCGAGCAGAGAGAUAGAGGACAAAUGUGACCACAUACAGUUCUAGAAUGUGGCUCUUUUGGUUGUGGCAGAUGAGUUUUCAAAGCUCAGUUGCAAAUCAUGUUGUCGUCUGACCCCUAGAAGAACUAAAAUGGAAACUUGUUUCAGUUUUGAAAAACGUCACUGCUGAUCCCAAGAGUUUCCUCUCCUGGAAAGUAUAUUUCUUCUAAGGUAGCUGUAGUUCUGGCAACUAGACUGAGAAUGUCUAUCUUUUAUUAUAAGUGAAAAAACAGAAAAUGUUCUAUCAUCACUUCUUGCUGCAUCUUAUAUGUUUUUUUCCCACAAGAAAUUCUGCAGUAGUCUAUACAUUUUUCCAGUUGUAUGAAAACCGAAUGCUUAAAAAUAAAGUAGGUGAGAAAUCUGAUAUUAGUUCUCCUUAAUACCCAGCUUUGGAGUUUUAAUUAUAUGAGCUGGUCUCAUAAAC
Protobothrops mucrosquamatus (brown spotted pit viper) is the source of this 2399-nucleotide messenger RNA. RefSeq names its product ATP binding cassette subfamily G member 1 (gene ABCG1). Lineage: Eukaryota; Metazoa; Chordata; Lepidosauria; Squamata; Viperidae. The record is from RefSeq and is a predicted model, not a curated record. Bases 19 to 1953 code for a protein of 644 amino acids. The transcript has 14 exons. Gene Ontology annotation, molecular function: ATP hydrolysis activity; ATP binding; ABC-type sterol transporter activity. Gene Ontology annotation, biological process: cholesterol homeostasis; transmembrane transport. Gene Ontology annotation, cellular component: plasma membrane.